Molecule: messenger RNA, 1454 nt
Organism: Athalia rosae (coleseed sawfly)
Lineage: Eukaryota; Metazoa; Arthropoda; Insecta; Hymenoptera; Athaliidae
Exons: 5
Coding region: 758-1357 (199 amino acids)
Source: RefSeq, a predicted model, not a curated record
UAUCGAAUGUAGCGAUAGAUUUUGCGAAGAAUAGUUUAAAUUCGUAAUUGUCACUUGCGAGCGCCACUUUAAUUGUGAGACACAAGAAUAAUAUGAUGUAAUCCUCAAAUUGGAUAAACUGCGAACUCCUUUUUUCCAGUUAGAAUUAACUCCUUAAUUAUAUUCGUGUGUCUUGCAACUUACACCGGGUUCUACUGACUCAUUGCCAGUUCCUGCGAUACUUCAAUUCAAGCGACAACUCAUACGAUAAUGAUAAUGGACAAUCCGACAAACGCGGAUGGAAGGAAUUUUUUGCGAGUAAUUACAACGCUUAAAAAAAAUUCGAUCAGGGUGACGAUUCCCAAACUGUGCCGAUCAGUUUUACGAUCAUCCCUCAAUUAUUUUAUUUUUUUUUUUUUGUCCAGGAAUCUUGAUUGAUAUCAAGCAUUCCCAUCGGAGUCACGGAACAUAUCGAUAAAAAUAGAGCCAUUGGUCUUUUUGCCGCCGAUGUUCUCAAUUGGACUAAUUCGCUAAUUACUCACUCGUACCCGUCUGUUCUAAGACUGUUGAUAGCCGGCGAUUCAAGUGUCUCUCGUUCUCAUUGUUAGUAUUCUUCUUCCUACUCGUUUCGUAAUCCGCACAAGUUAUAUUAUACUGGCGAUAAUAAAAACGAAGCGUCGCCAUCUUCGACUUAAUUCAUCCGCAGAAGAAUCGAGUGAGAGAGUGGUUCGGAUGAAGAUGCUGCCUUGGAAGGGUUGCGGUUUACCACGAAGUUAGCAUGACCUGGGGAAGUUUUGGGGUGUUUCUGGCGAUCCUGGGGAGCAUCGAAGCAGUGACAGUGGUUGACCAUCACCCCGAGGAGGAGUAUAUCAUAGAACAUGAAAUUCUUUACAAAGAUGCCAUCGAGGAGGCGAGGAGACUCAAAAUAUAUCCUGGCAAGUUUCGACUGAAAAAUCGAGAUCACGAAUGUAAAGAACAAACUUGGAGAACUGACGCGAAUCUCCCGAUGCCUGAGCAAUUUUAUCGACGCUGUUUUUCCAACGCAGGGCCGAUCCCUGGGUGUAAGGAUUGCACGUCGAGUGAGAUGACGUAUUGCCGCGACGGAGGGGUGCUCAACGAUCACUGCUGCUGUGAUAACGGACCCGAUGACGAGGUUUUCAAGUUCAUGCCCCACGUCUGCCGUAUCGGACCGGAACUUUGCAGAGUUCGUGCGGAAGACUGUGCGGAAUAUACGCGACUCCGCGAGUGCUGUUGCUACGCGUAUCACGCUGAAAAAUGGAAGAACAAAGCGAGCGGUUCGAGAGGUAUCAACGACAAAAUGUCGCGCAGCUUGACCUUGUUGGCCUCAGCAGUAAUCGGAAGAGUAUUUCUAUCCUGAUCCCGUAACGAAACGAUGUAUAAAUAUCAUAAAUAUCAUAUACCAAAUAUUUUGUACCGUGCGCAGUACUGUAAUAAAUUAUUUUUUCAUGUGUAAA